GAGAUUGGACUGAAAGUAGACUAGACGUGAGAGCGUGGAGGUUUAGAACGCAGGGAAAUACAAACAUAAAGGCAAAUUGUUUUAAAAAUAUAUUUAAAUCAGGUGUGCAUAGAUAUGUUUUUCAAACCACCAACCUCUAGUGGCAUCCAGGGGGAAAAUGUGAAUUUCGAGAAUCUGGGGGUGGAAAAUAGAAUCAUAGCAUCUUUGGGAGAGGUUCUUUAAGUUCAGUGAGACCCGUUUGCCAUCUGAAUACCGUGGCUUGAAGUACCCCAUAAAAAAACGAAAUUCUGGACGUAAUUACUACACCAUCCUACUUGCAAACGGGGCCAGUCCAGGACUUCCACUGAUGGCUUCAGCCCUCACACCCCCAGGCCAGGAGCCAGCAGGACAUCCCAGGCGCCACAGCAGGAUCCAUCUGGGGUCCACUGGGCCCCAGCAGAGUGCUGACACCUGCUUGCCAUCAUGGAGGAGCCUGCCAUCAAGAGGUGCCUGAAGAUGAUUCAACUCAACACUUCAGUCUAUGAAGAUGUGGCCGGGUGUCUUCCGGUGCAGGACUAUGUCUCGUAUACACACCACUGUCAUAUCAAGUUCAAGGCCCUCAGGGUGCCUACAAGAAGGCCCACAUGGCUAUUCUGUGCUCUGGGCCAGCCCCUCAGGACUGCCCCUUCCAUGAAGAGAUGGAUUGGGUGCUGCAGAUCAAGAGAUGGAUUGGGUGCACCAGCCCAGCCAACCUCAGGGAGCAGACCCGGCCAUGGGAUCUUGACCACCACAACCAGCUGACCCAGGGAAGAAAAAAAAAAGUCAUUAGCCGAAAGAUGGGCCAGAAGGGUGCUCUCCUCAGCCACAGCAGCAGCAGAGACACCAGAACCAGAGGUGGAAGACGGAGACAGAGCAUCAGUUUAAGCUAGAUGUGGAAGUGUUGGAGCUGCCCAGUGACCUCCGACUUGAAAGCCCGGCUGGUACCCAGACCAACAAGACAACCGAGAUGGAGAUUAGCCAGGAUGCCUAAGAAACUGGGCCAGAAGUCCAGAGGGGACCAGUCUCCAGAUAGAAACCAGCCUCAGAGAGAAACUUCCUCAUCAGCUCCUGGCGUGUCUACAGUGCCCCCUAGAGCACAGGUGCCACCGAUGAACAGAAAAGACUGACCUAAAAUGCCUCGCUUUCCCUCCUCCCUGGUUCACCUCGAGAGGGACUUAUGUUCACUGAACUUGAACUUCAGGCUCCAAGCGGAGGCCGUUAACGGGAAGGUUUCAAAAGGAGUCCGAGGAAUCCCCUCCUGCCGUUUACCUAAAUUGGCCAAUUGUCUCCUUUUGCCCCAUUUGCCGGCCUUUACCCUCAGUAGGAGGGGCCCUCUCUCCCCCACCAGGCCACCCGGAGGUCUUUCCCGGCCACCCACUGAGGGCCCUGCAGUUCCAGGGAUGGGAAGUUGACUUUGACGUUAAAGAAGUUAAAGAACUGCAAAACCUUCCUCAGGAGGGAACAGAUGACUUCGAGUACUUUUUUAGACGUCGAAACCCUGGGCCGCUGACUUUGCCGCUAUUCACACUUGAAGUGAGUUUAUCAGCUUUUUUCCAGUCAGACUCUUAGCUGAAAGCAGAUCCUCGCGCAAAGAAGAGUUGAUCCUCAGAGACAGGUCCAGGGCGAGGGUGUCGCCUGGCAGGGACCACCUGAAUUGGAUUCUGCAGUUUGGGAUCUUGGCGCUCACCAAGGGAAAGCUAGAAUGAAAAAAGUAGAGAACAGGGAGAGAAGAGAGAAAGAAAUAAGUUCUCCAAGGAAAGAACAAACAAAGACCUAAACAAAACAAAACCUACACGUUCUGGCUUCCCACUUCCUCUCUUUGCAGUAAAGGUUUCCCUGAGCGACUACAAAACAAAAUUCACAUAAGUGAUAGUGCUUGGUGCAAGAAGUCGGCCACCAGGGGACGUAGACUGUUGGAGAAACAUAGGCUUAAAUUCAACCUGUAACGACAAAAUUACUCAGACUUUGUCAGCGCUGUUCUAGUUCUGUUGCUUCUACAACCAGCUGUGUGGCUUCCAGAGUCCAGUGUAGACGACUGGGAGGCUGUCUGCACCUGGGACGGUGAACACUCUCAGAGUCCAGGCUCAUGGGCCGGGGGCUCAGACUGAAACCACACACCUCGGAUGGGACUCCAACCCACAGUCUUCCAACUGAAACCACACAACUUGUCUCAGGACUUAAUGAAGCUCAGGUUCUUCAUGUCUCGGCACAGAAGGAAUUCAGUGAGAGGCAAAGUGAUAGGCAGAUUCUUAACCACUGCGCCACCAGGGAAGUCCCCCCAUCUGGACUUUGAAGGUUGUAUUCAAAAGGUCCGACGGAGCUUUUUGUAAGUCAAGGAUGGGACUGCGCUGGAACCUUUCUCAAGAUGAAACACCAGCCUUCAGAAUGAAGUACUGAUGCAUGCUACAACAUGGAUGAACCUUGAAAACAUCAUGCUGCAUGAAAGAAGAUAUUUGACCCUGAGGCCAGUUCAUGGUCUCUAUCCUGCACCCACUUGAUUGAAGCCCCCAUCCAGUCCAGCAGCAGAAGUGGACGGAACUGAGUGAUUGACUACCUCCAUAAGACUCAGCUCAAGAAGAGGAGGGACACUGGGCAGUGCAGGGAGAGGAAGAAACAAAAGAGUUUAAAUGGACCAAGGAAAGGAGGCAGGAGAGGAGACAGAGACAGCCGGAAGAGGGGAGAUGGCUCCCUGCCCUCGCUUCCUCUGGGAGUGGACCAUGUGGCCGCUGGGCAUGUUGACACUGAGUCUUGAUGCAAGUUAAAGGAACUGUUUGGGAACUGAGAGCCAAGAUAAGUCCUCCAGACAGAAAUCAGCUAAAAAGCUAUGGACUGAACACUGCCACUGCAGGGGAUUCUGAGCUCCAGCUGUUCAACAGAGGAUGGUGCAUGGCUUUGCUCAUCGGCCUAAUUUAGAUGACAGAUGAUUGACCAAAAUGAGCCAUCAGAGGAUAAUGAAGACUGCUUUUUUAACAGCAAAGCCAAUUUGAUUUGUUAAUUGACGUGGCGCCAGCAGGCGGGAUCUUAAUUCCCCGACCAGGGAUCAAACCCGAGCGCCCUGCAGUGGAAGUGCGGAGUCUUAACUCCUGGACCGCCAGGGAAGUACCGAUGCUCCUAUAUCUUAAGUGUAUUUUUCUUAUGGUAAAAUAUGGACAGCACUGUGGGUGGGGAGGACAAAUCUGGGACCAAAUGUGGAAUUUCCUCUCCUGACCACCCCGCCCCCCCUUGUGUAAGUAGGUCACUGUUAUCAGUACCCGCUAGAAGAGACAGGAGUAUAGACGUGGGUACUAGCAUGUCAGUAUAAGAGGUGUGUUCCUGUGGUGCAUAAGUCCUUCGAGGGUGUAUCUCAGGGGUGUGAAAGUGUGUCUGCAAUAGCCCUCCUGGGUGUGUCAAAACAUGAUUUCACAGGCAGAAUGACCCUUAAUGUGCAGAUUCGGGUGGUGAGAGUAGAUUGAAUUCAGUCUUACGAUAAAAGAUGAAGUUUGUUGUUUGUUCCCCAGCCCGAAAGACUUCGGCAGUGCCCCCCUCGGGUGGGUCUUAGAAAGAACAGGGCAGCGGUAGACUCGUCUCUGUUUCUCCCGUCCCCUUGGGCUUUUAGCCGCCGAAAGGGGGCUGUGCGGACCUAACACAGGGCUGGAAGGAAGAGGCAUAAGUCAACUUCCUCGCCGGCGGCAACAGCGGCGGCUGUGGCCGCGCGGGUGUGCGCAUCCCGCCCCCGGGUCGGGAAGGGGCGGAGCCGGGCGGAGCCCGCCCCCCGCGGUCCCCUCUUCCCUGCUGCUCCACUGAGAAGCGCCGGCCUCUGUCUCUGCCGCCUGCAGGAAGCUGGGAGCCGGGACCCCGGGCCGGGAGUGCGGGCUGGGCUGCGUGCACGGGCUCGGCCGCCGCUGCCGGUUGCAUCCCCGUGUAGCCAUGACGACUGCCAUCCUGGAGCGUCUGAGCACCCUGUCCGUGAGUGGACAGCAUCUGCGCCGCCUGCCCAAGAUUUUGGAGGAUGGGCUGCCCAAGAUGCCCGGCACCGUCCCGGAGACCGACGUGCCCCAGCUCUUCCGGGAGCCCUACAUCCAUGCUGGGUACCGCCCCACCGGCCACGAGUGGCGUUACUACUUCUUCAGCCUCUUUCAGAAACACAACGAGGUGGUCAACGUCUGGACCCACUUGCUGGCGGCUCUGGCCGUCCUCUUGCGGUUCUGGGCCUUUGUGGAGGCUGAGGGCCUGCCAUGGACCUCUGCCCACGCCCUGCCCCUGCUCCUCUACGUCCUGUCCUCCAUCACUUACCUCACCUUCAGCCUCCUGGCCCACCUGCUGCAGUCCAAGUCCGAGCUCUCCCACUACACCUUCUACUUUGUGGACUACGUGGGCGUGAGCGUUUACCAGUACGGCAGUGCCUUGGUCCACUUCUUCUACACCUCCGACCAGGCCUGGUACGAGCACUUCUGGCUUUUCUUCCUGCCCGCAGCCGCCUUCUGUGGCUGGUUAUCUUGCGCCGGCUGCUGCUACGCUAAGUACCGUUACCGCAGGCCUUACCCAGUGAUGAGGAAGAUCUGUCAGGUGGUGCCGGCGGGGCUGGCCUUCAUCCUGGACAUCAGCCCCGUGGCUCAUCGCGUGGUUCUGUGCCACCUGUCUGGCUGCCAGGAGCAGGCGGUCUGGUACCACUCCCUCCAGAUCGUCUUCUUCCUGGUCAGUGCCUACUUCUUCUCCUGCCCGGUUCCGGAGAAGUACUUCCCGGGUUCCUGUGACAUCGUGGGCCACGGGCAUCAGAUCUUCCACGCCUUUCUGUCUGUCUGCACACUGUCCCAGCUGGAGGCCAUCCUCCUAGACUACAAGGGGCGACAGGAGGUCUUCCUGCAACGCCACAGCCCCCUGUCCAUCUACAUGGCCUGCCUCUCCUUCCUCUUCUUGGUCGCCUGCAGUGCAGCCACUGCAGCCUUCUUGAGGCAAAAAAUCAAGGCCAGACUGACCAAGAAAGAUCCUUGAGGCCGGCAGAUGGGGCGUGGUGUGGAGCUGGCCUGAUAUGAUUUGGGGAAAACUUGAAUCAACAGUAGGAGUUGACUUUUUGUUUUUUAGAGCAGGCUUUUAAAUGAGUACAUAUUUCCGAGGGUGGCUAUGGCUAUGGCAUUAGGAAGCCAAAGGGUCCAAGAGUUUUGCUGUUAUUGUUGUGAAUGAAAGUAUUCCUUUAUCCUCUGGGCUGUAGCCUUACGAGACACAGGAAGGGAAGGGACCUUGGCUAAGAUUCAUCGGACACUGAAUUAAGAACCAUCUUCAUGCCUGAAAAUUUAGUAGAAUUCUGACUGUGGCCUCCAGGGGCAAGGCCUGGUCUAAAGGGAUGAUCCAACCGGACUGGAAAAGUUAGGAGGUGGCUGGACCACACUGUAUUGAAAUGAGCAUUCUUCUAUGAUGCUGGUCUUUGGUAAUUGGGUACAUUGGCCCAAGGACCUGAUUUCAUUUGGAUUUCAGAUUGUCCGGGGUGGAGAAGUCAGAAUCUUCAAGAAGAUUCCAUAAAACCCUCAGACAUCAUGAAUUACUCGGUUCGUCUGACUUCUGGUCCCUUCUCUGGCCCACUCUAGCACUGAUCCUUUUCUCAGGAUGAUGUCUUCCUGGCUGUUUUCUCCCAAGUGCUGUUCACUCCCAUCUGUACCUUGCAUGGUGAUAGAGAGGACGAUGAAGCAGUCAUACUUCCAGGAAAUGCUUGGAUCCAUGUGGACAUUCAGGAAACUUACUCUCAUAUAAUACUAAUGGAAACAGUAGUAGAAAAUACAGUGCCAAGAGCCAUCAGGAGGUCCAGCCAGCAAGCAUGGAUACCGUUUGGUGUCAUGGGACCCUUCUGUUUUAUACCUGUGCAUUGCAGGAUUACUUGAGAUCUAUUAGGGCUGCCUUACGUGCCAGAAGAUCUGGAGCUUUUUCCAGAGCAUCUUCUCCAGAUUUUGACCAGCAUGUUCAAAAAGCCCCUGGUAGAAUGAAUUGGUUCUAAGAGUCCCACUAGGGAUCUGAUUAUUUCAAGAGGAACUCAAGGUCCAGCCUCUUAAAUAGAUGCUGCCCCAUGAAGGACCCGCAUAACUACCCUAGUUCAGGGUCCUCGGGAGGCAGUUGUACCUCAGCUUAGAGCAGCUUAAAUUAAUCAAGCCCCAGGACAGGCACAUGUGUGCAUUCAUGGUGGAUUGGUCCCCGAAGGCUCCUUUGGGUGAGGAUGGUGAACUGGGCACCCUGUAGGCAGAAUGUUCUGUUUAGGACAUAGUUGCCCAGCAGCUUCUAUGGGAUGGGGGGGGGCUUGCGGUUGAUGUGUUCUGGCCACGCAGCCCCCCUGAGGACUGCCUUCUGCAUUGAUCCAGUGAAGGGGGCUGCAUUGGAACCCUCCCCAGAGGCUGUAUUUCCUAUCAGUAUAAGGUCUCUGUUUACUAAAAAGGGAGGUGGGUUUUCAUUCCAGUUUGAUGAAUCUCCUCUCUUCCUAGAUUACUUUGUUGUCUUCAUAUCUUUGUUUUCUUCCUUUCUCUUGAGAGAUGUGUAGGGUUUGUGCCUUAUAAAUGGAAAUGUAUGAACUUAAUACACUUAAUACAUGGCCAUGUGGAAUUUUCAGUUUGGGGUUAUAGGCAUAAGGAAAAAAGAAUUAAUUGCCUUCCAACCCAUGGAUGAAGAAACUUCAGAAUACCAGAAUUGCUUAUCCAUCAGAAGACUCUUUCAACCUGUAUUUUGGAGGGAAAAAUUCAACUGAGGCUUUCCUGUAAUCUUUAUAUCAAGAAAUCGUAUGUCGGGACUUCCCUGGCAGUCCAGUGGUUAAGACUCUCCGCUUCCACUGCAGGGGGUGCGGGUUCAAUCCCUGGCCGGGGAACUAAGAUCCUGCAUGCUGUGGAGUGGCCGAAAAAAAAAAAAAAAAGCAAGCAUAUGUCUUGUCAGUUAUGUUGUUUUCCUAGAUGGAUUUCUCCUGGGAAUCCUCAAAUACCUGAACUUCUGUGCUACCCAAGUGUCUUACACGAGCUUCUGGCCUCCAGGCCAAAUUCACCGCCAAUAAAGUUAGCAACACCAAACCGGUUGAACUGAUGAACAAGGGAAUGGAAAGUUGUUGUCAACACAGUGCAAGUAGAGGGUCAGUUUAAAUGGAGAUGAGAAAGUGUCUGAAAUGUCUGUAAUUAUGGAUUCAGAGGCUAUCUUCUUUUAAAAAUUGGAAGGGAGAUGUAAGUCAAGCUCUUGCAUGUAACCGUGGUGGUCAUGGUGGGCAGAGAUCUUUAGGCCAAAUGCAGGUAUUUUUUAAGGGAGAAAACACAAGGUACAGCAGUGAUCCUCCAACGCCAUCCGCAGACCAGUGCCAGUCUGCACACUUAUUGGUCUGUGACAAGUACAGAGAGACACUAAACUCUUAGAUAUGAACAUAAAGUUCACAACAUUUUGAUUUUAAUUUACCCAAGUAUUGGUCCCUCAAGUACUGGAAAUUUAAAAAAAAUUUUUUCACCAGAGAUAUUUGAGAAGUGUUGAGGGACUACUUUCUGGUUAGAAAUUCCAGUAUCUCAUGAGAAAUAGAGAAACAGGAGAUGCAGGCGUUUUUAAAUACUCAGACUCUUAAGGGGUUAAAUACUCCUUUUAAAAUAUUUUCAUUCAAACGAUUGAAUCAGUAAGGAAGAGACCUAGUUUGUUUAAAAGGAAUAAUAAGUAUUUGAUAAAGGGGAUGGUUCUUCUUAUUCCACCAAAGCCAAAAGUUGACAUCUAUUGGAAAUUCUCCUGUUAUUGAUCUCUUUUUUACUAAGGCUUUCAAUCUAUUAAAAUGUAAAUGCCUCUGGGGAAAAAAAAACCACCAAAAACUAAACUAAACUAUUAGUCAUUUAUGUCUUGGGAAUAGAAUGGGUAUUGUAUGUGGCCCGCUACUCAGGGUAGAGAGAGGGAAUAACAGGAUGCAGCGAAUUGGGGACCUAUUUGCCUGUUUGUUUCCCUCUUGCAAGCACUUCCUGACCUAUAUUUACUAGGGAGCUAAUGUUAAUACUCUUCAGAUGUUAGGGUUUCAUCUCCCACCUUGGCUGAAAGUACCUCACUCAGUAACUCUAUUCUCAGUCCUCUACUGGAAGCUUGAAACAGUAGGCGCUCAAGCCAUGGAAUGGAGGUAGUUCUUUCCUGCCUCUGUUGCCCACCUGUUCACCAGUUGUACCCUGAUGCUUGAAAACAUUAGGUUCUUCAGUUGCCACGCUGUACUUUCAAAUGGGUCCUCCAGAUGGUGCUCAUGUCUUACUCAGAGAAGGCAUGGCCAUUGUCCCCAAGGCCUCCGCCUAAUUUUGUUGUUCCUAGGGUUUUGCUUGAUUGCUUGGCAAAGAAAAAAUAGAACUAUUUUCUGUUUAUAUAAAUCUACUUACACAAACGACCAUUUAACAGAUGUUGUAAAUGCAUUAUUGUACUCUCAACAGCUACCUUGUGUCUUUGACAAGGCCUAUCUUAAAGAAAGGUUUUAUCUAGACAAACAUUGCCAGAAGGUGAUCAGGACACUUUAUAGCCACCUAGAAGUAGGAAAGUAUAAAAGCUUUGAAAAAAAUCUCCAUACCCAAAAUCCCAAAAUAUGCUCCCCCUCCCCCAAAUCCCCACUUGUGAGUAGAUCAAAUUGGGCCCCCUCCCCAAAAGCUAUGGAGUUGAUUUCUCUAAGGAUUUUCAAUCUAAUUGAAUAAAUAUUUUAAUCUCAUGGACAAUAGUGUUAAAUAUUCCAAACUUGAAUUGAUAGACUGUAUUUUUUGAAACCUAAAAAUUAUGAACUAUACUAUUGUUAUACCAUAACAGGUACUAUGGUUGUGAAAUGUGGCACCUAUCAACCAAAGGAUUCUGUAGCCUUAACUAUUAGAUUUAAAUAGCUGUGGAAAAGGUGAUUCUACUAUCACCAUAACAGGAAGAAAACAGCAUUCUCUGGCUAGAGGCUCCACUGAUAGAAUUAUGGAUACCCCUCUUGCCCAAAUCCUUUUUAUCACCAGUAGGGACCCUGGGCAGUUUGCAAAUACUUCUGUUGUCACUGCUAAUAGUUUAACCACUCUUCAGUUAUUGAUUUAGCAAGUAUUUAUGAGCAUCUCUUGGUGGCAGACUCCAUGUUGGCUCUGGAGAUACCACAGUGAGGGUAAAAAACCGGGACCCUCCAUGCUAACAGAGGACCAGGGUCUUCCCACCUUGGGCCAUGAUAGGGGCCCCUCUCCAGGACUUGGUUCCAAUCACAGCCUGAGGGCCAGAUGGCCUGCCAGACCCACGGGAGGCUGGGACCUGCUUUGGGCCAGCCCCUUUUCAAAAGGAUUGAGCUCUCUCCUUUCCCCUCCAGAGGCUGGAAACACUUCCCACUCCAGCAAGGCUGUCACCUUAGAGUCACCUCAACCCUUCUUGAUACUCCUGCUGCCUCCCCAGCCCAUCUUCCUGCCCUCUAGUUGAUUUAAUCCAGUCCUGGGGAAUCCUUGACACAGCCAGACUCAGAGAGAAGGCCUAUAUUUCCACAGGUGGUAUAGACUUCCCAUAAAGCCCAUCCUUUAGGGAAAGGGAUGUAGGGUUCCAACCUGAGUGCAGGUUCCUGAUUUGGUAAGUUGGAAACAGCAUGCUACACCCUGGCUUCCUCCUUUGGAAAAAAAAAAAAAAAUCCACCUUAUCCCUUAUGGAAUUUUUAAAGAAAUAUUUAAUAUAGAAGGAAAAUCAUUGCAUUAAAGAGAAAAUUCAUUUAGAUAUUAACUUUGGGAGCAUAUCUACCUAAGGUAAGGGCACUUCUUACCAACAUGAUUCUCAUAGGAAAUUAUGCACUGUACUUUAGACUCUAGGAGGCCUUGGCCAAUUCAACGGCUCCAGAAUAACAGCUCAGAUUAUAUAGAGCACUAUGCUUCCCCAAAUAUUUCCACAACCAUUUGCGUUCCUAAAGAGUCAUGUGAGGUAAAACCAAAAAGAGCUCCAUUAAACCAGAAAACACACUAAGAAAGUAGAAUGAUUGCUUCAAAGUCACACAACUAGGAAUGUUUAAACUCAAAGUCCUUUUUCCUUCAGAUAAAUUCAGGGCCCAGCUAAUUCGAAACAUCAGCACCAAAUAUUUGCAGAGCCCUUUGCAGUGUGUAAAGCACUUUUUAACGUAUUGUGUAUACUUUACCUAAUCUUAUUUUAAUUUUUGUUCCUAAAUACCUCUUGAAUAGCCAGGGUUGUAUCACUUCUUUGGGAGUUAAGAAGUACAUCGUGGAUGUCCUUGGAUAUCAAAUAAAGCAUUCUCUGCAUCUCAUGGUCUCCUCAGAAACCAGAAAGUUCCAUUGGCUGUAGGCCCUCAGUGGCCUAGAUUUUAAAGUCAAAUCUCACUCUCCAGUCAUGGCUUCUUGAAAAUACCUUUGAAUCCUGGGAAGAGAAACCAAGUAUUGAUAAUCUCGCCAAGAUGAUACAACCCCGCCCUCUGCUCUUUCACUGGGAUCAUCAAUUCUUCAAAAGAUUGGGUCUCCCAGGGAUUCUGACAAGUGACAAUGACUUUAAAAAUGUUUCUCUGCCUCAUAAAAGAGUUUUGCACACAUUAGUAGGAAGGCCCCCUCAAAAGUCAUUGGUUAUUUCUCAUUUCCAAGUAAUAAAGGCUUAUUAAAGAAAAUGCUAAAAAAUAGAGAAAAAAGAUAAUUCAUGGACACAUCACUAAAAUUAGUCCCUUCAGAGUAAGAAUAAGGCCAUGUCAAAAUGUUGUCAAUAAGUAAAUUAGCAGUGUGAUAUAAAGCUUCCUGAAAAGCCAGAAGUUAGGAAUUUUUAGGCAACCUAAUACUUUGAUUCUGUAAAGUACAAAAAAUCAAUCAACAGUCUGGCUCAGUUUACAGUCACAUGACACUCCCUUCUGACAUUUACGUAGGUAAUUUGCUGGUGCUGUGGCUGGGACACUGGCUUAUGAAACAAAGCCAAUGAUACAUUAUCUCGCGUUGAAAGAACUGUGUGUGUGAAUCCAGCCCCACACUCCACAAACACUGAGCCACAGGUGCCAGUCCCUGUUCUAGGCACCAGGGAUACAGCCAUGGACAAAACAAAUCCCAGCCCUGACAGAGCCUUACCCUCAGCAGUGGGGGGGCUAGGGCAAGACAAACAACAAACCGGGACUUCCCUGGCGGUCCCGUGGUUAGGACUCUGCCUUCACUGCGAAGGGACACGGGUUCAAUCCCUGGUGGGGGAACUAAGAUCCCACAAGCUGCGCGGCCAAAAAAAAAAAAAAAAAAGACAAACCAAAUAAAUACAUCAGAGAGUUAAGGUGUUAGAAGGUGUUGGUGCCAAGGAGAAACAGAAAGCAAGGAAGGAGAGGCCAGAGGGAUGGAGUGAGUGUGCAACUUUAACCAGGACCAGGGGAGACUACAGAAAGAGGUGUGUGUGUGUUUUUCUCCCCCCGGGGCAGAGAAAAGAAUUGCAAGGGCCCUGAGGCCAGACCCUGCCUGAACCGAGAGGGGUCGAGGAGUCAGAGAUGAGGACAGAUUGUGAGAUCCUUGUAAGGAGCCGGGCUUUUACUGUGACUUCAGGAUGGGGAAUGCUGGGGAAGAAUCCUGCCCAAGAAAAUUGCAGGGUAGCCAUUUAUCUAUGUGGACUAAUUACUAAUUGCACAUGACCUUUGCUGGCAGAACAUAGAGCAAAUUCUGUUGCCUGCCAUCUACACGAAACCAGUUUAUCAUUUAAGUUAUUCUACUUGUGGGCUUAGCCCUAUAGGUUGCAUUCCUGUGGACACACUCUCGUGCUCACAGGAUUCUUCCCAAAUUCUCAGAGCAUUUUUUAAGCUCACAGGAUGCUGACCUCCACUUCCUAGACAGGCUUUGAAUGUUUCCUUAAGUCCUACUGACCCUGGUUUGUGCUCUGGGUAAUCCUCCAGGCAGAAAUGCAGUGAAACAUCCAGGGCAGAAUCUGCAAACCAGGAAUAAUAACAACUUGAACAGUGUACAUUAUUUAGUGCUCACUCCUUGCCAAGUCCUUCACUGAGCUGUUUGCUUAGAUUCUUUCCUUUAACCCUCAUGUAAUCCUCGGGAGGUAGGUACUGUUAUUGCUCCCACUUUAUAAAUGAGGAAACUGGUAGAUUAAAUAAAUUUCCCCCAAACUACCUGCUAUUAAGUAAUAGAAUCUCACAGAAACUCAGACCUUUACCAGUUGGGUGAACUGGAAAAAGUGUAGAAUUGAAAGGGAAAUGUAAUGAGGAUUUUUUUUU
This is a messenger RNA of Balaenoptera acutorostrata (minke whale), 12139 nucleotides long. It is a transcript of the gene PAQR8, whose product is annotated as progestin and adipoQ receptor family member 8. Lineage: Eukaryota; Metazoa; Chordata; Mammalia; Artiodactyla; Balaenopteridae. Gene Ontology annotation, molecular function: nuclear steroid receptor activity; steroid binding. The record is from RefSeq and is a predicted model, not a curated record. Gene Ontology annotation, biological process: response to steroid hormone. Gene Ontology annotation, cellular component: plasma membrane. The coding region runs from base 3925 to 4989 and encodes 354 amino acids. The transcript is spliced from 10 exons.